Sclerotinia borealis F-4128 is the source of this 1035-nucleotide messenger RNA. Lineage: Eukaryota; Fungi; Ascomycota; Leotiomycetes; Helotiales; Sclerotiniaceae. The record is from the annotation of a GenBank genome assembly.
AUGGCACAAUUCAUACCUCGCACCACAUUCCCUCAACAACUUUCUCUCCCUCGCUCCUAUUAUCUAGGUCAUCAUGCAUCAGGUCUCUCUCGAAUGAAGACCAUGCUCUCAAUGAUCGACCUCAUAAUCGAAUGUCGAGAUUAUCGCGUCCCUCUUACAUCUCGAAAUCCAUUAUUUGAACAAUCACUUGCGGGGGGGGAAAGAGUUAUUGUUUAUACAAAACGCGAUUUGGGGAAUCAAGGUUUGGCUGUAGAUAAAAAGAGAGAAUCAAUAAUAAGAGAUUGGCAUAAACCCUCACCUACCCUCUUCUCAAAUCACAAAUCUAGACCCGACGUCCAAAGUAUCCUUUCCCUCUGCAGAGAACAUGGCAUCAACCAUCAAUCCCUAACCGGCUCUCGAAUCCUCAUCGUUGGUAUGCCUAACGUUGGGAAGUCUUCUUUAAUAAAUGCACUACGAAUGGCUGGUGUAAAGAGAGGCAAAGCAGCAUUUACAGGCGCCCAACCGGGUGUUACGAGGAAAAUCGCUUCGGGGGUCAAGAUCGUAGAUCCGGAUCCGGAAACCGGGAUAGAGGGUGUGUACUUGGUUGAUACGCCUGGUGUAUUCAUACCAUUCGUACCGGAUACGGAUAGUAUGUUAAAAUUGGCAUUGGUGGGAAGUGUCAAGGAUACCAUCAUAGCACCCACGACAUUGGCGGAUUAUCUACUAUUUCAUAUUAAUUUGAAGGUGGGAGGGGGGGUGUAUAAAGAUUAUUGUGGGGAGACGAAUGAUGUUGUGGAGUUUCUGGAGGCGGUUUGUAAGAAGACGGGACGAUUAGGGAAGGGAGGGGUGCCGGAUAUGGAGGCAGCGGCACUGUGGGUGAUUCAAAGGUGGAGACAAGGACAUUUGGGGAAGUUCCUAUUGGAUGAGGUGGAAAAGGAUGGAUUAGAGAAGAAGGUAGUAGAGGAGGUUAGGUUGAGUGUUAAUCAGGCGAGGAAACAAGCUAAGGAUACUCAGAGGAUGAGGUCCAAGGCGAAAAGGUCGGAAUCGAUGGGUUGA